Uranotaenia lowii is the source of this 3660-nucleotide messenger RNA. RefSeq lists its product as uncharacterized. Lineage: Eukaryota; Metazoa; Arthropoda; Insecta; Diptera; Culicidae. The record is from RefSeq and is a predicted model, not a curated record. The transcript is spliced from 9 exons. Bases 2458 to 2868 code for a protein of 136 amino acids.
UCUGAAAUCUGAAUCUGAAAUCUGAAUCUGAAAUCUGAAUCUGAAAUCUGUAUCUGAAAUCUGAAUCUGGAAUCUGAAUCUGAAAUCUGAAUCUGAAAUCUGAAUCUGAAAUCAGAAUCUGAAAACAGAAUCUGAAAUCUGAAAUCCUAAUCUGAAAUCUUAAUCUGAAAUCUGUAUCUGAAAUCUGAAUCUGGAAUCUGAAUCUGAAAUCUGAAUCUGAAAUUUGAAUCUAAAAUUUGAAUCUGAAAUCUGAAUCUAAAAUUUCAAUCUUAAAUCUAAAUUUGAAAUCGGAAUUUGUUUCUGAUUCUGAAAUCUGAAUCUGAAAUCCGUUUCUAAAAUCUGAGUCUUAAAUCUGAAUCUGAAAUCUGAAUAUCAUAUUUGAUCCCUAAAUUUAAUUCUGAAAUCUGAGUCUGCAAAGCUGAAUCUGAAAUUUAAGUCCUAAACUUGAAUCUGAAAUCCGAAUUGGAAUCUAAAAUCUUGAUCUGAAGUAUGAAUCUGAAAUCCGAAUUUGCAUCUGAAAUCUGAAAUCGCAUAUUUCAAUUUGAAAUCUAAAAUCUUGAACUUUAUUAUUCAUAAACGACAUCCAAUAUCAGGCUGGAAAACAACACGCAUCAAUGCGUGUCGACCAACUAAUAACGUAAGGAUAGCCAGCCGCAGUAGCUAGCUUGAGCUUCAAGCAGAAGUUCGUUAAUUCUAAAUUAAAUCGACCCGAGCGUGAGCCGAUGAUGAUCCAAUGCGAAUCUCGGCUACAGUCGGACGUUAUUAGCAGUACUGUUAUGCGAAGUUUAACGCAUUGAAAACUGUCACGAAGAUUUCCUCAAAACUGUCACGGAGCUUUAAAGGCUAUCAUAUCCACGAGCAAACUUUCGCAUGAGGUAAACCAAGGCGUCGUUGUACAUCGCACGAAUGCGCCUUUUAAAACUGUCGGGGAAGAAAUAUUCGGAAAGCUUUCACCGAAGUGGAUCCCGCAUGGAGCAGUAUUAUACACUGAAUCAUUAGUAUUAUUAUGUUCUGAUUACAGUAAUAGUGACUAUUCUAGUAAUCGUUCUAAAAUCUUCCUAUUUUUGACUUACUUUUUCAUUUUUCAUGUGUCUUCGCUUGGAAUGAUUAAAAAAUAUUAUUAAAAGAUACGGGUAAUAAUCCUUAAAAUAAAACUCAUUAUGCAUCUGAGUGUGUCUUCACUAAGCAAAACAAAAUAAAAUGGCGUGUGGUUUUGCAAAAGGAUCCGAAAACUUCCUUUCCUUCAAAAUUAUAAGCUUAAAUAUCUGAACACCGCCAAUGGCCUGCAAUCUUAAGGCAGAUGGCCCGGAAGCUUCAAAAGCAGUGAGGCGAAAAUUUGCGGUUACGUAGCAAAUUCCGAUUGAAGCAAACAUCGGAAUCCAGCUAGCAAACAGCAUUUCAGAUCCUGUACUGGAAAUACGGCACCGAUGCUUGCUGCGUUUGCCUGCCGGAACCCCAACCCAAAAAUUAGCAACUGUCGGCUGCUGCUGGUUUCUCGAGGGCACUUGGCAGACAUCUUCAGGUGAGACAUGGUGGCUCGAUUGGCUUGUCCUCCACCGUGAUGCAUCUGAGAAUUUGCUUCGAAUAUCCCCAAGCUUGGUGCACGCUGUCCGCCGCAGUCCUUAACGUUACAAAUCCGUCAUCAAGGAUGAGCAGGGAAUUGUGAUGAACGCCACAACAGUGGCUGACUGUUCUGUAGCAGUAUAACCAUCAUGGGUGUUCCCGAAGGAAAACUAAAGCCAGUAAAAAAGCAGCUCCCGGCACACUCGACUAGCUCUAGGUGUUGCAGCUGCAACCGACCAGGAUGUAGUCGGAGAAAAUCGAACUGGAAGCACAAGCAUCAGUUUGAGAAUGGGCCUUUUGUCUUUGCUGGCUGAUGUCCUCGCAGAUUGCACUGGAAAAUCUGCUUACAACAGUGACAACGAUGAUUCAUCCUCCAGGUAAUCGGAUCGGCACGAUGAAUUCAGAACCGUACUCCCACGACUUAAACCUCGUUGCAUAGAGCCGGCAAUAACGACACCUCCAGAUCCGAUUCUGGUGGUCUGAUGAUUGUUCUCGAGUACCAAGAUUUUCUGGGUAUCACCAUAUAUUGGUUAAAUAUUCUGAAAACGAAAACUGGUUCUGCAUAAAUAUUGCGAAAUAUUCCAGCUUCAAUCAACUACAGUUCCAUUUUUGUUAGGCCACUAUUUACCAGAAACGUCCCUCAUAGCCGGACCAUUCGGAUUUCGUUAAAUUGCACUCUACCAUGCUGUUUUUUUCUUCGAACAUCUCAUCGAAACUAAACGGGUUGAAAUUAGCACCGAUUGAACAAAAGGGCCGCAUUGUUAUGAAAGAUUUACUACAAGCGAUCCGGAAAUUCAUUUAGUUCCUGAUUGACUGACCCACACUAACGAACCCUCUGAUAUGCGACCAAGGACAGGAUCAAUGUAUACAUUAGGGAAAUGUUGAAAGUGAAGAAUGCAAAACCUAUCGAUCUCCUGCUCUCUGGUGUGCCUUAUCAUACUGGGCAGUGCCGCACUGGUCGGUGCCUUCGGCGUUUGUCAGCGGCAAAUCAGCGCCGUGUUGGUCACCGGAGUUAUGUACCUGUUGGCCGCGCUGUUUGCUCUCUUCACCCUGAUGAUAAUACACUUCAAGCGUCAACAAGGACGUCCCCCAACGGAAACAGACUUCACCGUUUCCAUCGAUGGAGUGGUGGCCAGCAAGUCAGAUCUGAUGUACGCCCAGCCACUUCUAGAUGCCCGUAUCAUCGUUACUGCCUGGAGUCUUGACCUUGGCUGGGGUGGCGUAGUGUUGUGUGCAUUUACUUCGUUUCUUUGGAUUUUGCUGUCCAAGAUUAUGCGAUUCAACCCACUGUCGGCAAUGAUUUGAUGAUUCAAAAUCAAAUUCAAUAAAGUUGCAGCCUACAAUGUCACAUAGAUCGGCAAGCGUAAUGGGCACCAAACCAAGAGUCUCUUCUCUAUCCAAUUAACAGUUCUCCGUCAAAUUGCCCCUUUGAGUCUAGUCAGAUGUUGAUUUUGAAAUGAUCAGUAGUGGCCUAUCCAAUAUACACAUUAAACCACCCAUCUAACGAAUUCAGUACCACCUCCUAGAUGCUAUCAAAUAAUGAACGAAUUAUCUCACAACUAGAUUUAAAUGACAACACUCAAAACUUGAAGACUUUUAAAGACGAAAGUCAAGCUACUAACAACGCUGAUGAAUAUACACGUUUUUUAUGUUUUGCUGUACAACUCCUCAAACAGGAAACUCUCAAGCUUUGGCUGCUAUCCAAAGAGUACAAGUUUAUCAACAAAAAGUAGGUUCUUAAAAGCUUUUUUGCAGCAGCUAGAAUUAUACAAAACAAACAAAAAAAAACGAAAAAAAUGCAAUGCUUUCAUUGCCAAACAAAAACUUUAUAUUCUGGGCAUUUGAUUCCUUUCCAAAAUUCCCCGGUAUUUGAUAAUUAAAAGCACAAAUCAAGCCAUAAUCAGAGAAAGGCAAAAUCAGUAUUCAGAAAGGAAACAAAAAACACACACAAACCAACCAUAAACUGGAGACAGAUUCAAUGACAUAUUACUCGAUGUAACUCGACAUAUUUUAUGUAAAUGCUUUGCCUUAACAAAUAACAACAAAAACGCAUUAAACUUCACUAUACCUAUCUAUGAAAAUAAAUUGAAAUCUCAA